UCUGUCACAAAAACUUAAGGCAACAGUAAAGUGAGAUCACCCAGUUUCUUCCUUUUGACAAAUAAACGACUAUAAACUACUUUUUCUCUAUAAACCCAACUUUCAAGUCAAGGGAAGAGAGAGAAAUUAUCAGAGGUAACCUGUGUGUGAACGUGAACUUGCAGCAAUAUGGGUAAGAAGUCGUGUGAGAUGAGAACUCCUCUUUAUCUCUUCCUCUCUUCUUCAUACUUUCAGAGUUAAAGAGACACAGAAGACCUUCCAAGACUUUCAAAACCAGAAAAAUGGUCACCUCUGGUCAUUGCAGCUCCCUCUUCUUUCUCUUACUAUGUUCCUGCUUCACUGGUAGCUGGGCACAAGAUGCACCGGUAAUGCUUGAAUUGAAGGCCUCUCUUUUAAAGUCCUCUGCAACUAGUUUGUUGGAUUCAUGGAAAAAUGAUACAUCUCCUUGCAAUUGGACUGGUAUUCACUGCAACUUGCAAGGAAAUGUAACUGAAAUCAAUCUGAGUUCGAAACGUUUGGCUGGAGAAUUGCCUUUAGAAUCCAUUUGCGGGCUUGCUUCGCUCGAAAAGCUUUUCAUGGGGAAAAAUUCUCUUUAUGGGAACAUCUCUAAUGGGUUUACCAAUUGCAAAAAGCUUCAAUACCUUGAUCUAGCUUUCAAUUCCUUCACUGGGUCUUUUCCUGAUCUCUCUAAUCUUUCAGAAUUGAAGCUUUUGAACCUCUCUGAUAAUGGCUUCUCUGGUCCUUUCCCUACUACUUCUUUGAGAAACAAACCCAACUUGGUUUCUUUGAGCCUUGGUGAUAAUCCCUUCGAUCCGAGCCCUUUUCCUGAAGAGAUAUUGGCUCUUUCUCAACUCAGCUGGCUUUAUCUCUCUAAUUGUGGCCUCUCCGGACGCAUCCCGCAAGAUAUUGGAAACGUCACUGAGCUCGUGAACUUAGAACUCUCUGAUAACUCCUUUUAUGGAGAGAUUCCAGCUUCAAUUUCGAAACUUUCAAAGCUAUGGCAGCUGGAGCUCUAUAACAACUCGCUCAAUGGAACAAUCCCUGUUGGUUUUGGUAACUUAGUGAAUCUCCAAAAGUUCGACGCUUCGAUGAAUUACCUUGAUGGAGGUCUUACAGAGCUCAAGUCCUUGACAAAGUUGGUUUCUUUACAACUCUUUUACAACCAAUUUUCAGGAGAAAUUCCUGUUGAAUUUGGUGAAUUUCGAGAGCUGGUGAACCUUUCAUUGUACUCUAACAAUCUUUCAGGCCCUCUGCCGCAAAAGCUUGGAAGUUGGUCUGAAUUCUAUUUCAUCGAUGUCUCUGAAAAUGGUUUUACUGGACCUAUUCCACCUGAUAUGUGCCUUAAAGGUAAGAUGACUUUCUUACUCAUGCUUGAUAAUAAAUUAUCAGGGGAAUUGCCUUCUACUUAUGCUACUUGUUCUUCUAUGAAUCGAUUAAGGGUGAGCAAUAACUCACUUUCUGGUAAGAUUAGUGCUGGAAUUUGGGGUUUGCCAAAACUUGAGAUCAUAGAUUUUGCCAUGAACCAAUUUGAAGGUGAGGUGGGUCUUGAAAUCCGAAACGCCAAGUCUCUUACCGAGUUAUAUAUACAAAAUAAUCGAUUUUCUGGCCAACUUUGGUCUGAAAUUUCACAAGCUUCUUCCUUAAUUGAGAUCAAUGCCAGUGUUAAUGAGAUUGAAGGUGAAAUUCCAGCUACCAUUGGAGAGUUGCCAAAGCUCAAUAAACUCCAUCUCCAAGACAACAAAUUUUCUGGCAAAAUACCUGACACAAUUGGCUCCUGUGCAUCUUUAAGCGACAUAAAUCUUGCUGGGAACCAGCUUGUGGGUCAGAUCCCGGCGAGCUUGGCGUCAAUUCAGGUACUUAAUUCCUUGAAUUUGUCAGAUAAUCAACUUUCUGGUGAAAUUCCGACAAGAUUUUCAGUGGUUCGAUUUAGUCUUUUGGACCUCUCUAAUAACCAAUUAACUGGACCUAUACCCCAAGGCCUGGAAUCAGAAGCUUAUGCAGAUGGGUUGGCUGGAAAUUCCGGCCUUUGUAGCCAGAAUCUUCACUAUUUCCGUCAAUGUGUGUCCAAUUCAGGCGACCCCAAUGUCAUAACUAUCAUUGUGUGCUUAGUAAUUGGAACUACCAUCUUGGUUGUAUUACUAGCCUCUUUCCUCUUCUUAAAGCGACGAAGCUCAAAAAAUUUCUCAUCCAAGAGUUCAUGGAACCUGAAAUCAUUCCAUAUCUUAACAUUUACAGAGAGAGAAAUUCUCAACUCUUUGAAGGAAGAAAACUUGAUAGGACAAGGGGGCUCAGGUGAGGUAUAUCGAGUAGAUUUGAGUGAUGGAAAAACCUUAGCUGUGAAGCAAAUAUGGAUUCAACCCAAGGAAAAUGAAGACUUUACAACAAGUGUGUCUAUGCUGAAGAAACGGAGGUCAUCAAAUUCUCAAGAAAUUGAGGCUGAGGUCUCAGCUUUAAGUGAGAUAAGGCAUGUUAAUGUAGUGAAAUUAUAUUGCAGUAUAAGCGGUGAAGAAUCCCAAUUACUGGUGUAUGAUUACAUGCCAAACGGGAGUUUAUGGGAUAGGUUACAUGGAAGUGAGAAAUGUGAGUUGGAUUGGGAUAGGAGGUAUCAGAUUGCUUUGGGAGCAGCAAAGGGUCUGGAGUAUUUACACCAUGGGUGUCGUAGACCCGUGGUGCACCGAGAUGUGAAGUCGAGUAAUAUAUUGAUUGAUGAGUUCUUUGAGGCAAGGAUUGCAGACUUCGGGUUGGCGAAGGUGGUCCAGAGGGUGGGGAGCAGGGAGGUUUCAAGGUCGGUCGCAGGUACCUUGGGGUACAUGGCUCCCGAAUAUGCUUACAGUAGCAACGUGAGCGAGAAAACCGAUGUUUACAGCUUCGGCGUAGUUCUGAUGGAGCUAGUCACUGGGAAAAGGCCAAUUCAACCAGAAUUUGGAGUGCAUGGGGACAUAGUAAUGUGGGUGUCUAGUAAGAUGACCAGUAGAGAGAGUGUUUUGGGGGUAGUAGAUUCUAGGAUACAAGAGAGCAUGAGGGAAGAGGCAGUGAAGGUUUUGAGGAUUGCAGUUUUAUGCACAUCAAGGCUUCCAGCUUUAAGGCCCACCAUGAGAGGUGUGGUGCAAAUGUUACUUGAUGCAGAUCCAUAUUACUGUUACCCCAUUCUAAAAAUCAAAAUAGUGGGAAAAGAGAAUGAUGCAGCCAUCACCCACCCCCUGCAUGCCCAUGCCCAUGCCCCUUUCACUCACAAACACACACCUCAUCUCUCUAAAAUUCAGUGCUCCUCCAUUGUCUUAACAAUGGCUUCCAAGACCCACUUCCUUUCUCUUCUCUCCCUCAUCCUCCUCAUCGGUUUCUCUCUCCAAUCCAACCAAGACCAACUCCAUUUCUUAUCUCUCUUGAGAGACUCUGUUUUGACCCCUUCUCUCCUGAACUGGCCUAAUUUUGAAGACCCAAACACCACUAGCUCCAUCGCUUCAUCUGCUUACUGUAACUUUGAAGGUGUCCUAUGUGACACCUUUGGCUCUAUAAUGGAGCUCAACUUCUCUGGCCGUGUUCUCGGUGGUCUGUUCCCAGCCAACGCUUGCCACUUCUUGCCGGAGCUGCGUACGCUUAAACUUGGUGGUAACUGGUUUCAUGGCGAUUUUCCUGUAGGUAUUGUAAACUGUUCUCUCUUAGAAGAGCUCAACUUAACCAUGAACCAUUUCUCUGGUCAAUUGCCUGAUUUAUCGCCAUUAACCUCUCUCAAAGUCCUAGACUUGUCGUACAACCAAUUUUCUGGUGAGUUUCCAGUGACUGUGUCGAACCUUACUAAUCUCGAAGUGCUCAAUUUCAAUAUGAUCCCCAAAUUUUUCAUGAGAGAAUUGCCUCAAGAGAUUACUAGGCUCACGAAAAUCCGGAAGCUUAUUCUCUCCACUUGUGGCCUUGUGGGUCAGAUUCCUGCAAGCUUGGCUAACUUAAGUGAGCUUCAGGACCUCGAGCUCAGUGGAAAUCACCUUGUGGGUCAGAUUCCAGCGGAGUUAGGAAGGCUAAAAAACCUGCAACUUCUUGAGCUUUACUAUAACCAACUCUCCGGUUCAAUACCCAAAGAGCUUGGAAACUUAACUAAUCUCAGAGACUUGGAUAUUUCGGUGAAUAAACUCACUGGAAAUAUACCUGAUGAGAUUUUCCGGUUACCAAACCUUGCCUCUCUCCAGCUUUACAACAAUUGUCUCACUGGAAAAAUACCAGAAGCGAUUGGAAAUUCGACCUCUUUGAUGGGCCUGUCACUGUAUGAGAACUACCUUACCGGGGAAUUGCCCCCCGGACUUGGUGAGUUCUCGAAUUUCAUCCUCCUUGAUGUUUCGGAAAACCAACUUUCUGGCCAACUUCCAGCAAAAAUCUGCAGUUCUGGCAAUUUACAAUACUUUCUUGCUCUCAAUAACAAGUUUUCAGGUGGUUUGCCCGAGUCUUAUACGAACUGCAAGAAAUUGUUGAGGUUUAGAGUGAGCAAUAAUAGUUUGAGUGGGAAAAUUGUUGAAGGAUUUUGGGAACUACCCCAUAUCUCCAUUAUUGAUUUGGCUUUCAAUGGUUUCGAAGGAUCAAUCCCUCCAAAUAUUCAAACGGCAAAGAAUUUAUCGGAACUGUACUUGCAAAACAAUCAAUUUUCCAGUGAAAUUCCUCCUCAAAUUUCAGGGGCAAACAAUUUGGUGAAGCUUGAUUUAAGUGGAAAUUUGCUGAAUGGUUCAAUACCACAAGAAAUUGGGAAGCUAACCCAGCUCAAUCUUCUCCUCCUUCAAAAGAACAAUUUGGUUGGAGCCAUUCCUGAUUCUCUCUCAGCGCUGAAAAUGCUCAAUGUUCUUAAUCUUUCUAACAAUCUAUUGACAGGGAAAGUGCCUGAAAGCCUCUUCCAACUGCUGCCUAAUUCGCUCGAUUUUUCAAACAAUAGGCUCUCAGGUACGGUUCCUUUAGCCAUCGUUAGAGGGGGAAUAGAAGAAAGCUUGGCGGGUAAUCCAGAUAUAUGCAUUCAAGCCGACUCUCUCUCCGCGCUAAAGCCAAAUAUAAUCCCCCCAUGCCAAGAGAGAAGCAAGAAACAGAGGCUUCAUAGCUUUUGGGUGAUACUCGUUUCCAUCAUUGCCCUUUUUAUUGGAAUCCUCUUGUUUUUCCGACGAUGGUUUAGAAGAGAGAAAGUGGUUGUAGAGAUAGAGGCUUCUUCCUCUGUUUCCUCUUUCCUAUGGGAUGUCAAGAGUUUCCAUAAACUCAAUUUUGACCAACACGAAAUCCUUGAAAGCUUGAAUGAAAAAAAUGUAAUUGGCCAUGGUGGGUCAGGAACAGUCUAUCGGAUUCAGCUCAAAAAUGGAGAGGCAGUAGCUGUGAAAAAGCUUUGGACUAAGAGAGCCAAAAACCAAGCUUCUGAUAUAGGGUUUAUAGAUAGGGAGCUUGAAGCUGAGGUCAAAACUCUAGGAAGCAUAAGGCACAAGAACAUUGUUAAGCUUUACUGUUGUUUCUCGAAUCCUUAUUCGAACUUAUUGGUCUAUCAAUACAUGCCAAAUGGAAAUUUGUGGGAUGCUUUGCAUAAGGGGACUUGUUUGCUUGAUUGGCCAGCGCGGCACAGAAUAGCUCUCGGAAUAGCUCAAGGAUUAAGUUAUCUUCAUCAUGACUUGUCCCCACCUAUAAUUCACAGAGACAUUAAGUCUACCAAUAUACUUUUGGAUGCUGAUUUCCAGCCUAAAGUUGCAGAUUUUGGAGUAGCAAAGGUUUUGCAAUCUCGUGGUUCUGGGGAUUCGAUCACGACGACUGCCAUUGCUGGGACCUAUGGAUACUUAGCACCAGAGUAUGCUUAUUCAUCAAAGGCAACUACAAAGUGCGAUGUGUAUAGCUACGGCGUGCUCCUCAUGGAGCUCAUAACUGGGAAAAAGCCUGUCGAGGCCGAAUUUGGGGAAAACAAGAACAUAGUCUAUUGGAUCUCUAAGAAAGUGGCCACCAAAGAAGGGACCAAGGAUGUUCUCGACAAGCAAUUAGCAGAAUUGUUCACGGAUGAUAUGGUAAAAGCUCUCCGAAUAUCAGUCCUGUGCACCAACAACAUGCCAGCAUAUCGACCAAAAAUGAAUGAGGUCGUGCAAAUGUUGAUCGAAGCGGACCCCGCAAGGGGAUUCAAUGCCUUCAAAUCAGAGGCCAUUAAAGUUAAAUCCCCCUCCGAAUAAUAGUUAUAGAAAAGAAGGGGUGGGGACCCAAAUCAACAUGAAUGGGCCUUAUUUGAUAAAGCAUUAGUACUCUUAAGAAACAGUAUCUGUCUCUUAGUUUGGGACCCUUUUGCGUAGUUGAGAACUCUCUUUUGAACAGUUUGUUUUGUUGUGCUUUGAAAAAGAAAAUGUAGAAUGUAUAAAGUUAUUGCUUCUUUA
Molecule: messenger RNA, 6365 nt
Organism: Amborella trichopoda
Lineage: Eukaryota; Viridiplantae; Streptophyta; Magnoliopsida; Amborellales; Amborellaceae
Biological process (GO): protein phosphorylation
Molecular function (GO): protein kinase activity; receptor serine/threonine kinase binding; ATP binding
Source: RefSeq, a predicted model, not a curated record